UUCUCUGGGCCGUCAGUUCAUGCACAUUGCUGUGUGUCGUCGGUCAGACCUGCAGCGGCCGUUCGAUGGGUUUUUCGCAAAUCGAAUGCAGAUCAUUUUUGCUCCGCUUUUAAUUGGCUGACCGGGAUUUUACCGAAUCGACCCCAAAUCUAAGCUUGUGAGCCCCGUUCGACCCCGCCGUUACCUUUUUCGUUGCAGUGUUGUUGUGUUUUGUGUGGCGAUUUUUUUUAGUUGGGCUUUUUUGCGGCCGCGAUGAUUUGUGAUGUCUGAAAACUUGUGGAAACUGCACGAGCCGGAUUUUCCGCUGUGUGAUGUUUUUCGCGAACAGACCGAGUGCUAUGGAAUUUUUAUUUAAUGUGAGCUUUAUUGGACCACCUUCAUGUUGCUGAGGUCUUUUCAAUUGGCGCACGUGAUGUGGCCGGCAUGGGGCCAUCCCGCCGAGGCGGCGGCGGCGGCGAGCCCCCUGCCUCUCGUCCUCCGGUGCCUGGCGCAAGCACUCGCCACCGGCUUCCACCGCUUCCUAGCAAGAUUUUCAGGUCGAAGACGAUCGCUUUAUCGAUAUAAUCCGAAAUAUCCGCCACCUUGGGCCUUCUUAGUUUUAGUAUUAGCGUCUUCUUUCGUUAGUAUAGUUGAUGCGUGUUCGUCACGCACCACGCCGAAACCGAGGCCUCCAGCACCCACUGCACGGCCGAACAUCACAUUCCACACGUACGAAUGUCCGCCGGCGUACGCGGCCUGGUACUGCCUUAACGGAGCAACGUGCUUUACCGUCAAAAUUGGCGAUUCCCUCCUAUACAAUUGCGAGUGUGCAGAAGGUUUUAUGGGUCCUAGAUGUGAAUAUAAAGAUUUAGACGGUUCGUAUUUGCCGUCACAACGAAGGUUCAUGUUGGAGACAGCGAGUAUAGCCGGUGGGGCAACGAUAGCAGUUUUUUUAGUGGUGAUAGUGUGCGUCGUUGUGUAUCUUCAGUAUAAACGUUACAGUAAAAUGGCCCGUGCAGGGUCGGACUGCGUGGACGGGCACAACGCCCCCUUAAACACGCCGACGUUCGGCACCCGGUGGCGAACGAUUCCGCCGGCUGACAUCCCGGCGGCGGUUCAGGAGGCGGGCGACUCGAAGGAGAUCGGCUGGAACGUGAUGAGGUCACAGCCGUACACGCAUCCGAUCAAUCGCGACGUGUGUAGUGCAUAGCUAGCAAACUGCUAUUCAAAUUAACAGUGAUGUCGGCUUUAAUUGUGUUAUAGAAUAAUUAUGAGAAAGUCACGGACUAAAUCUAUGCCUUGUAUAAAAAAAAGUUAAUACAGAAGUGAGUAGCACUUGUUAUAUGCAGCUUUGCUAUGUUAACUAUUUUUUUCAUUUUUUAAUCUCACAUCGUGCAGCUUAUCUCUGCAACUCGAAUGUCAAUACUUUGGCAGCAAUUUACGGUUUAAUAAUG
Molecule: messenger RNA, 1433 nt
Organism: Zophobas morio
Lineage: Eukaryota; Metazoa; Arthropoda; Insecta; Coleoptera; Tenebrionidae
Product: probetacellulin-like
Exons: 6
Coding region: 380-1189 (269 amino acids)
Biological process (GO): epidermal growth factor receptor signaling pathway
Molecular function (GO): epidermal growth factor receptor binding; receptor ligand activity
Source: RefSeq, a predicted model, not a curated record